CCCCGACCCACCCCAACCCAACCCAUUGCAGUUGCCAUCCCAAUUAAUAUGAGCGCAGAGCCGGCGAGGAAAAGGUUGCGGCCCGAGGUUUGCCCGCAGCAGCUCUCCUCUCACAGCGGGGCCGGGCCGGGAGAGAGCAGCUCUGGCACUGCAGGCUGCAGCAAAGGUUACGACGAAAAGUGUGCAGAUUUGACCACAGAGAAAAGUAAAGAUUUAAGGAUGGACCAAGCCAGCACUGAGAACAAACUACAAGGCAAAGACGGAGGAUUAGAAGACACUGAGAGAGGAUGCAAGGAUACGUGGACAGUUCCGUUUAUGCAACAGGACGGGAUGGUUAAUUCUUCAGGCACUGAGUCUAGGAGUAGCAAAUCAACAGAGUGCUGUGAGUCUGAUGAGAAGAUUCAAAAACAAAAGUGGAAAAAUCCCUUUGGCGUGGAGGCUCAGAGGUUUGAACAGUCCUCUGUCUGUUUAAUUAAAAGUGCAGACAGGUACGCUUCUGAAAAUGAUAGAGGUAACCAAAUAGCACCGAACCCCACUUUAGAAACCACUGGUUGUAAAGACAAAGCUAAGAACAUUAUUCCAGAUAAAAAGAAAUGCAAAACACUUGAGGAAUGGGUGGUAAAGCCUCCUGGUUCAAAAGGCUCAAGGAACACUGUAGUCACUCAGGCUGGUGAAAAUAACCAAGAGGAACAUCACUUGAGAGAGCUUGAGACCAUGAACUCUAAUGAAGAUUCACAGGAUGAGAUUUAUGUUGUUCCUGAAAGUCCGCUCUCCGAUUCUGGGUGUGAACAGUGUACCCCUGGCACGAGUGGAGGUGAAAAACAAGACCAUGGGAAGGAAAAUUCAGAAGAUUGGCUCACUGCUAAGAAAGAGACCAAGUCCAUCUUUCCCGCGCACUUUGACUUUGCUGGUAAUAGCCCUCACGAAUCAGACACUGAACCUGCGUGUUUUACAGACAAAGUUUCAGAAGGUUUUGAGGACGCUUCUCCGUGCCACAGGUCUUCUUGUGUUAAUCCUUACUCUGAUAAUAAAAACGAUGAAGAUAUGAUGGAGGUGGACAAGGAUGUACAAUGUCAAUGUGAGGAUUCCUUCCCAAAGGCAAAACAGAAAACAUUCCGUGGUUUAAAAGAUGGAUCAAUAACGUCGGAACAAAAAACGUACCCUUCGACAAGUUCCCCUUCACAGCUUGGAAGUUGGAAAGGCACUGCAAAGGUUCCUACAAAAAUCACCGAUCAUUUUGAGUACCUGGUCAGGAAGCCACAUAGGAUAAAUGACGAGAGAAGAGGAAAUUGCAUGGAUGAUAAGAGGCUGUCUCAUGGAAGGUUUGCCACAGAUGUUAAAUGGCUUGGAACUCCAAUCUGUGAGAUGAGAAGAAUGCCAGAUUGCAGUGGCACUUUGCCAGCACUAAGACCAUCUAGCAACCAUUCAGUAACCAUCCGAACAGACUUGCUGAAAAGUGGUGAUGUUCCUCGACCCUAUCCCACAUAUCUCAAAGAUGCCUGGGAUGACAAGCAUGUGAGGAUGCCUUGUUCUGAGCAAAAUCUUUUUCCUGUUGAAAACGAGGAUGGAAGCAAGAAUGUGAGCAGUCGAUGGAAAUUGAUUGACAUUGCAUUGUCGAGAAAGUUUGAUAACUCACUGGAUGUAAAGGAUGCAAUACUGAAGUACAAUGCAGGAUAUGCAAAGAAAUGGGACUUCACUACCCUGAAUUACCUUUGCACUGAGGAUUUAAAUGAUGUGGAAACACAGCAUCUUCUGCAGUCCCUUUUGCCGGAAAUGGCUGAACUGGCUCUGCGGUUGGACACUGUUUGUACACAGCCGAUACCAUUGCUUAAGCAGAAGAUGAAUCACUCCAUCACAAUGUCACAAGAACAAAUAGCCUGCCUUCUGGCCAAUGCCUUUUUUUGUACAUUCCCUCGACGGAGUAACAAACUAAAACCGGAGUAUUCCAAUUUCCCGGAGAUAAACUUCAAGAAAUUGUUUGAAGGAUCUUCACACAAGAAAGCUGAAAAGCUCAAAACACUGUUUUGUUAUUUCAGAAAAGUCACAGAGAAAAAGCCCACUGGUCUAGUAACUUUUCAGAGACAGUGUCUACAGAACUUUCCGGAAUGGGAACGGUCUACAAAGAAGUUGACGAGACUACACAUAACGUGUGAAGGUACAAUUGAAGACAAUGGACGUGGGAUGUUACAGGUGGACUUUGCAAAUAAAUUUGUCGGAGGUGGUGUCACACGGAGUGGCCUUGUGCAGGAAGAAAUACGUUUUUUAAUAAACCCGGAACUCAUUGUUUCACGACUGUUUACAGAAGCCUUGGACCACAAUGAAUGUCUCAUCAUUACCGGUACGGAGCAGUACAGCAUCUAUGAAGGCUACGCAGAUACCUACAGAUGGGUGGGGUGCUGCAACGAUCAGAUUCCAAGGGACGCCUGGCAGAGACACAGCACAGAGAUUGUGGCCAUAGAUGCAUUACCUUUCAGGCAUUAUCCCGAUCAAUUUUCCCCAAAUAAUUUAAAGAGAGAAAUGAAUAAGGCCUUUUGUGGGUUUGUACGCCCGGGCUUUGAUCCCAGGAAUCUUUCAGCUGUAGCCACAGGGAACUGGGGGUGUGGAGCAUUUGGUGGUGAUGCCAAGUUAAAAUCCUUGUUGCAGAUGAUGGCUGCUGCAGAAGCUGGCCGCGAUGUGGUUUAUUUCACCUUCGGGGACCAGGAAUUAAUGACCGAGAUACACGAUAUGCACAAGUUCCUCAGCGAGAAAGAGCAGACUGUCGGUCAAAUAUACAAACUUUUGGAACGAUAUUGGUGUGAGGUGUGCAGAACCUGUUCUUUUUCAAGACCAAACAUUAAACUCUACAGCUUCAUUCACGAUUCUGUAGGUUUGUACCUAGAUUCAACAGAUGAAGAUGAUGAUUGAUAACAAUUCAAGAUCAACGAUAAUGUAAAGGCUGUCUUUAAAUUAGUGAGAUGGCUGAGCUUUGUGGCUCAUCACCACUGUAAUCCUCCCACAGGUUCUUAAUGCUAUAGCCCCACACUGCUGUAAAAAAUCUUGCAUAACAUGGCCCAUUAUUCUGGCGGUGAAUAUUGACUGCAGUAACAUGCUUAUCAUAAUGAGGGUAUGAAUGGUAAGAUGCUUGUCAAAGCAAGCAGUCAAACCUAAAGUGGAAAUUCAGGGGAGAGUAAUGGUAUGAACCUGUUAACCAGAGGCUAACCAGGGCAAUAUAUACCUAUUCUAUAUAGUACAUAUUAUGCUGUUAUUAUUGAAGAAUAGUUACCAAUAUAAAUUAAGAGCAAUGCAAAUAUUCUGAAGGAAUAAACCAGUUAUCUAUUAUUUUUGGAAUAAUCUCUGCCUAAAUGAUUCAAAUCAAAGUCAAAAUCCCAGCAUGCUUACGGCAUGCCUUUGAUAAUUUUAGCAAGAAAGUGUGUCAAAUGUACAUUGCAGGAGGAAGUACAUCAUCCUCUUUGGCUUGUAUUGUGAGCAAAAAAUUAAUAUGGGUGUUUUAUUUUCCUUGUUUAAAAAAUCCUUAAAAUUUCAUACAUCAAUUGUGUAUUCUUUUAGACUGUGGUACACAAUGCUGAACAUAUUCAGGAAUAUUAGCUGCUGUCUAAUGGAUUGCUGUCAGUCAUAGAGGGGAAUUCUGUAUGGACAUGUAAAGAUUUUUUUUUUUUAAUUUGUCCAAAUAAAGGUCUUCUGUUGUGUCCAA
Leucoraja erinaceus (little skate) is the source of this 3691-nucleotide messenger RNA. It is a transcript of the gene parga, whose product is annotated as poly (ADP-ribose) glycohydrolase a. Bases 49 to 2904 code for a protein of 951 amino acids. Gene Ontology annotation, cellular component: nucleus; cytoplasm. Gene Ontology annotation, biological process: ATP generation from poly-ADP-D-ribose; regulation of DNA repair; nucleotide-sugar metabolic process. Gene Ontology annotation, molecular function: poly(ADP-ribose) glycohydrolase activity. Lineage: Eukaryota; Metazoa; Chordata; Chondrichthyes; Rajiformes; Rajidae. The transcript has 18 exons. The record is from RefSeq and is a predicted model, not a curated record.